GGCAACCAAACAUUCCCCAUUGGUGAGUGUGAAGAGAAGUUCAGGCUACUAUGGUUUGAAGCGACGAGAAUUUGCAUCCUGACUUUCUCUCUUUCAUUGAUGAAACAAUACAAAGAGCAGGAAUGGCACCUAAGAGACCAAAAAGUAGAAGGAGCAGUGCAGGGAGUAAAGGCAAAGAUAAAGACAAGAAGACUCAGCCACCUACACCUCAGGAUAAGCCUGGUCACCCUGAUGAUAUCUUCCCCCUGGUCCUCACAUCAGCCACUCAGGAGCUCUUUGGUUGCCGAACUGAUGAGGAUGUCACAAGGGAGAGCCCGUACAAGCUGCUGAAAAAAGACAACAUCAUACAGGACAUUAAGACAAGAGCUGCAGUGUCUGAUUUCAGCCCUGUGAAGCAGAUUGUGCUGGACUACCCGGAGGAAGAGAUCUUGCUGGUUUUUGACAGGAGCUUCACUUAUGGCCAGUGCUUCUACUUAGUUUUGACACCAGAAGCCAAGGACAGAAUAUUAAGCCCCCCAGAGCCUGAAACACCAGAAGUAUUUGAGAGUGAAGUCAGUAAAACUCCACAACCAAAGCUCUGGAUAUCUCUUGGCAGUGAGCAGGAAAUAGAUGAAGAAUCUGUCACGGAGACCAGACAAAAGCUGUGCUACAAGUUCUCCAGAGUGCGGAGGAAGUUUGGAGUACCAGUCUGUUUUUCUGACCGCAACACUGCAGCUGCUAAGGAUAGCUACCUGGAGUGUGCUUCCUACCAAGACAGCAGAUUCAGCAUCAAGCAGAUGCAGAGGGACUGCGGGAUGCAGGCUGUUCCUAGGCUGCAGAGCAGCAGUGCUCAGACGCAGUGGCGAUUUCAGAAGAAUAUCUGUACCCAGUACUAUCCAAGAGAGUUACAUGAGGAGGAAAUUGAAAGCACCACCCAAGCUGAGAGUCAGAGGAAUUUAUUGAACUCAGUAACCCCCAGGGUCUUGCAGGCCCUUCAGCAGGAAGAAAUUAUAAAUGUGUUCUUGGAUGACUGCAAAGCUUUGGGGACAUUAGCUGAAACUGGUGACUGGUCUGGGAAGGUUUCUGAGGAUUUGGUGCUCCAUUACGCCUUCACCGACCAGAAGUACACAAAGGACAAGAAAGUCAGCAGUAUUAACUGGCACCCUACCAUCUUCGGUGUGAUCGCUGUGGCUUUGACAGACAAAAAGAAGGUGCAGUUGGAUGAGUCCUCUGCACUGAUCGGCAGACCUGCUAUCAUUGUCUUCUACAGCUUCUCUGACCCCUCUAAUCCUCAGUUACUGCUGGAGUGUCCAGAUGACAUUUCUGCCUUUGAGUUCAACCCAUCUAAUCCAAAUAUUAUUGUUGGCGGCUGUGUGACUGGCCAGGUCGUGUUAUGGGACAUUUCUGCUCACAUCGCGCAUUUACAAGGAGCACAGCCUGGUGAUAAAAAGGCCACCACUGACAUAUUAGACCUUGAUGACAAUAAGGAGAAUAAUACUCCAGUCGCACGCUACUGUGCAGUGUCUGCCUUACAAAGCGGUCGCAAAGCCCCAAUUACUGAUGUCCAGUGGCUGCCACAAACAUUUGAGGUGACCAGGAGGGGUUUACCGAUGGAGAACAUGUAUAAGGUUUCUGUUCAGGUUGUCACUUGCUCCCCUUACAGCACUAUAAUGUUCUGGGAUGUGCGAGUGCCACAACUGCUGAACCAGUCACUGUCAGACAGGCAGCAGAAUGUGGAUCAGAAGACACCGAUUACACCCUACAGCGUCCCUGCAACUUUCGAGCACCUGGACCGGACAUGGAAACCGCUGUUCAGGAUUUCCCUGCCAAAGAUCAAUAAUAGUGGAGAAUAUGCUCCUUUUAAGUUCAGCCUACAACAUUACGCCUGUAAUGGUAACACAGGGAAGAACUCAGAAAAAGCUCAUGAAAAUGAUAGCACAGAGGACAUCACAGACUACAGCCAGCUCAGAGCUCCAUCAGCCCAAACACUCACAGCUCUGGAAGAUGUCAAUACCAAGUUCUAUUUUGGAACACAGGAUGGAGAGAUUGUUUACACUGACUGGAAACUGGAGAAAGAUGACUCUGGACGACUGCACAGUGCCAAACCUCUCCUCUGUUUUAGAGCGCACCAGGGUUUGGUGAACACAAUACAGCGAUCGCCUUUCUUUAAAGAUAUUAUUUUGACGACAGGAGGCUGGAACUUUGCCAUUUGGAAGGAAGACUUUAUGGAUGGCCCCAUUGUCGUGUCACCAAGUUCUGAGCAGCAGUGCACUGUGGGAUGCUGGUCCCUGUCCCGACCAGCUGUUUUCUUCAUUGGGAAAGAGGAUGGCAGUAUUGAGGUGUGGAACCUGCUGGAAAACACCAGUGAACCUGCACACAUCCAUGCACACAUCACCAGUGCCAAGAUUACCUGUGUCAAACCCUGGACUGUGUCUCCCAAGCUGCACUUCCUGGCUGUGACUGACGACCUUGGAAUGCUCCGUGUUUUCGAAAUCCCAAAGAGUCUUUACAUUCCCUCCAGGACAGAGAGUUCGAGUGUGAUGAAACACUUUGAACUGGAGAAAGUCAUGCUAAAGAAUUAUUUGAAGCGGGACGAAAUGUGGGUGAAAGAGAAAAAGGAGGCAGAGGAGCUAAAGAAGAAAACGCAGGAGCCUGACAAACCAGUCAAACUCCAGCAUGAGAACAGAGAGGAGAACACGAAGGAGCACAGCCAUUACCUGACGCUGGGGGAGAACGUCCUGAAGGGCGUGGGCCUGUGGCCAGCUGCUGCAGACACAGGGAAUACCUGAUAUCACACACAUGCACAAACACAAAUUACAUUUUAUACAAAACAAAGUCUUCUUGUUUUUUUUAUUGAUUGAUUUUUGUAAAUUUGAUGGCUUUACGUGUUUUUAUAAAAUCAUUUUUGAGACAUC
Amphiprion ocellaris (clown anemonefish) is the source of this 2894-nucleotide messenger RNA. It is a transcript of the gene dnai3, whose product is annotated as dynein axonemal intermediate chain 3. NCBI's taxonomy places the organism in Eukaryota, Metazoa, Chordata, Actinopteri, Pomacentridae. The transcript is spliced from 23 exons. Bases 123 to 2768 code for a protein of 881 amino acids. Gene Ontology annotation, biological process: inner dynein arm assembly; cilium movement involved in cell motility. Gene Ontology annotation, cellular component: inner dynein arm. The record is from RefSeq and is a predicted model, not a curated record. Gene Ontology annotation, molecular function: dynein light chain binding; dynein heavy chain binding.